Molecule: messenger RNA, 1215 nt
Organism: Harpia harpyja (harpy eagle)
Lineage: Eukaryota; Metazoa; Chordata; Aves; Accipitriformes; Accipitridae
Product: immunoglobulin lambda-1 light chain-like
Exons: 5
Coding region: 33-1028 (331 amino acids)
Biological process (GO): immunoglobulin production; immune response
Source: RefSeq, a predicted model, not a curated record
UCGUGGGGACACGGAGCUGGUGGGAUUGCACCAUGGCCUGGGCCCCUCUCCUCCUCGCGGUGCUCGCCCACAGCUCAGGUUCCCUGGUCCAGGCAGCGCUGACUCAGCCACCCUCCGUGUCAGUGAAUCCGGGACAAAACAUCCAGAUCACCUGCUCCGGGGGUAGCAGCUACUAUGGCUGGUACCAGCAGAAGGUUCCUGGCAGUGCCCCCGUCACUGUGAUCUACUGGAAUGACAAGAGACCCUCAGGCAUCCCUUCACGAUUCUCCGGAUCCUUGUCUGGCUCCACAGCCACGUUAACCAUCACUGGGGUCCAAGCCGAGGAUGAGGCUGUCUAUUACUGUGGUAGCUACGACAGCAGCUACAAUGGUUCCCUGGUCCAGGCAGCGCUGACUCAGCCACCCUCCGUGUCAGCGAACGUGGGACAAACCGUCCAGAUCACCUGCUCCGGGGUUAGCAGCAGCAGUUAUGUUGGCUGGUACCAGCAGAAGGUUCCUGGCAGCACCCCUGUCACUGUCAUCUACUACGACAACCAGAGACCCUCGGGCAUCCCUUCACGAUUCUCCGGAUCCAAGUCUGGCUCCACAGCCAUGUUAACCAUCACUGGGGUCCAAGCCGAGGACGAGGCUGUCUAUUACUGUGGUGGCUACGACGGCAGCAACAUGUGUGGUGUAUUCGGGGCCGGGACCCUGUUGACCGUCCUAGGCCAGCCCAAGGCCUCGCCCACCGUCCACCUCUUCCCGCCGUCCACCGACGAGCUCUCGACGCAGAGCAAAGCCACCCUGGUGUGUCUGCUGGGAGACUUCUACCCCGGCGCCGUGCAGGUGACCUGGACGGCCGAUGGCCGUACCCUCUCCAGCGGCAUCGAGACCAGCCAGCCCCAGCGGCAGACCAACAACCAGUACAUGGCCAGCAGCUACCUGACGCUGAGUGCCGCCGACUGGAAGAGCCACGAGACCUAUGCCUGCAAGGUCACGCACGAGGCCGGCAAUGUGGAGAAGAGCCUGAAGAGAUCCGAGUGCUCCUAACGCCGCCGGGACUUCCCCGUGCUAGGCGGCCCCUCGCCGGCCCCCUCCCUCUUCCCCGCUGCUGGGGGCAGCGGCUCUCCCCCCACCGCAGAUGUCUCUCCCCAUGUCCCCCCGUCCCCUGCUCCCGUACCCCUGACCUGAGUGUCACACGAAUAAACACCGACACUGAACUAGCGCUGGCUCAGCA